This is a messenger RNA of Iphiclides podalirius (scarce swallowtail), 393 nucleotides long. The record is from the annotation of a GenBank genome assembly. Lineage: Eukaryota; Metazoa; Arthropoda; Insecta; Lepidoptera; Papilionidae.
AUGAGUCUGAGUGCCGGAGCCUCAGGGGUGAACGACCCCUGUGCGGUGCCCACGGCUGAUGGCCGAAGCCACGAGCGAAGCCGCGGCGCGCUGCGGUUUGCAGCGAGACUGAUGGCACGGCCAACGGCACAACUGCGCACUCGGGCUCGAGUAGGAAGAGUUGAUCAGUGGGUCCCGCUAGGCGCUUGUCACGUUGUGGAUGCUGUGUCCGAUCUAAGCGAGUACACGGGGGCCUUCGCUAAUGCCGCACAUCCGCAGGGCCCGCACAGGGCCCGCAGGGUUGACCGGGCCGUCCCGUUCCGUUACGCGUGCGAUAAUUAUGCUUUUGUGGCAGUUGUCUGCGGAGUGGCGGCGAGCGGGCGAUGCAAGGGGGCGCCCGGAAGCGAGUCGCUU